Pantherophis guttatus is the source of this 1076-nucleotide messenger RNA. Lineage: Eukaryota; Metazoa; Chordata; Lepidosauria; Squamata; Colubridae. The record is from RefSeq and is a predicted model, not a curated record.
AAAUUUGGCAGAUAUUUUGGAAUGAAUGUUGUUUUUCUGCUUAGUCUCUGCCUCAGUCCAAAUGUGUGGACAAUUGUCACCCUGGAUUUGUAAAACGGGCUCGGAAAGAAGAACCAAUUUGCUGCUACGAUUGUAUUCCUUGUCCGGAGGGGACCAUCUCCACACAGGAAGAUACUGAAAAAUGCACCAAGUGCCCAGAUGACAAAUAUCCAACUGAUGACAGAAUCCAAUGUAUCCCCAAAAGAAUAACCUUCCUGUCCUAUGAAGAUCAUCUGGGCAUCAUCCUGGUCUCCUUUGCUGUACUCUUGUUUCUAACAACAGGCCUUGUUUUAGUCAUAUUCGUUAAAUACCUAGAAACUCCCAUUGUCAAAGCUAACAACCGUGACCUGUCCUACAUCCUCCUGGUUUCCCUCUUGCUUUGCUUCUUGUCCUCCUUUUUCUUCAUUGGCCGACCAAGGAAAGCCACCUGCCUUCUCCGACAAACAAUGUUCAGCACCAUCUUCUCAGUAGCUGUGUCUUGUGUGUUAGCCAAAACAAUCAUGGUAGUGCUGGCCUUCCUGGCCACGAAACCAGGGAACAGGGUGAGGAGGUGGUUGGGGAAGAGCUUGGCCAACUCCAUCAUCCUUUCUGGUUCUGCUGGAAAAAUGGUCAUUUGUGCAAUCUGGCUGGGAGUUUCUCCUCCGUUUCCUGAUUUUGACCUGCACUCCCAAUCAGGAGUGAUCAUCCUUCAGUGCAAUGAAGGCUCUGUGACCAUGUUUUAUGUGGUUCUCUGCUACAUGGGUUUCCUUGCUGCCAUUUGCUUCACAGUGGCUUUCCUGGCCAGGAACCUGCCUGGGGCCUUCAACGAAGCCAAACUGAUCACCUUCAGCAUGCUGGUCUUCUGCAGCAUCUGGAUCUCCUUCCUGCCCACCUACUUGAGCACCAAAGGGAAAUACAUGGUGGCCGUGCAGGUUUUCUCCAUCUUGGCUUCUGGGGCUGGCCUGCUGGGCUGCAUCUUCUUCCCCAAGUGCUACAUUAUCAUCCUGAGACCAGAUCUAAAUACUAAGGAACAUUUAAUGAUAAAAGUCAGUAUCUGA